ACAAAUCCGUAAUAGGGGACAGGCUAAUCCUGUCACAGUAAGGAAGGAGCCCAGAGGAAGAAACUUCGUCUUCUUUACAGCUCCAAGCUACUGCCUUUCUGUUCACAUCUAUCCUUCCUUCUCUUGGAAAUCAGUGGAAAUGGGAGCUUCUGAAAAACCCAAAGCCCCAAUCUUGCUAGGGUUGCUACUGUUGACUCUGCUGGAAUCUGCGGCCGGGAGGUUCGUGGUGGAGAAGAACAACUUGAAGGUCUUCUCCCCUGACUCCAUCAAAGGAACUUACGAUUCUGCUCUUGGCAACUUCGGGAUUCCUCAGUAUGGCGGCAGCAUGACUGGGACUGUGGUCUACCCAAAGGAUAAUCGAAAGGGGUGUAAGGGCUUUGAUGGUUUUGGGAUUUCUUUCAGUUCCAAGGCCGGUUCCUUGCCCACCUUUGUUAUCGUCGAUCGCGGAGAUUGCCGUUUUGCGUUGAAGGCCUGGAAUGCUCAGAAUGCUGGUGCUUCAGCGAUCUUAGUUGCGGAUGAUGUUGAGGAAAGGUUGAUAACCAUGGACUCUCCUGAAGAGGAUGGUUCUUCUUCGAAUUACGUGGAGAACAUAACGAUUCCGUCUGCUCUUAUUGAGAAAAGUUUUGGGGAGAAGUUGAAGAAGGCGGUCAAGGAUGGGGAAAUGGUUCAUGUAAAUCUUGAUUGGAGAGAAGCUGUCCCUCAUCCCGAUGAUAGGGUGGAAUAUGAGCUAUGGACUAACAGCAAUGACGAGUGUGGGUAUAAGUGUGACAUGCUGAUGAAGUUUGUGAAGGAUUAUAAAGGUGCUGCCCAGAUCCUCGAGAAAGGUGGCUACACUGAAUUCACACCUCACUAUAUAACUUGGUAUUGUCCUCAGGCAUUUACAGUAAGCAGACAAUGCAAGCAGCAAUGCAUUAAUCACGGGAGAUAUUGUGCUCCUGAUCCUGAACAGGAUUUUAGCUCGGGUUAUGAUGGGAAGGAUGUUGUUAUUGAAAAUUUAAGGCAACUUUGUGUCUUUAAAGUUGCCAAAGAGACCAAAAAGCCAUGGAUUUGGUGGGAUUAUGUGACUGAUUUCCAAAUCCGCUGCCCCAUGAAAGAUAAGAAAUAUAACAAGGAAUGUGCUGAUGGUGUCAUCAACUCUUUAGGUCUUGAUCUGAAAAAGAUUGAGAACUGUAUGGGAGACCCCAAUGCUGAUGCUGAUAAUCCUGUUUUGAAAGAAGAGCAAGAUGCUCAAAUUGGUAAAGGAUCACGAGGUGAUGUCACCAUAUUGCCCACCCUUGUUGUCAACAAUAGGCAGUACCGAGGGAAGUUGGCAAAAGGUGCUGUAUUAAAGGCAAUUUGUGCUGGUUUUGAGGAAACUACCGAGCCUGCAGUUUGCCUUAAUGGAGAAAUGGAGACAAAUGAGUGCUUAGACCACAAUGGCGGCUGCUGGCAAGACGAAACUGCCAACAUUACAGCCUGCAAGGAUACUUUCCGGGGAAGAGUGUGCGAGUGCCCCUUGGUUGAUGGUGUGCAGUUUAAGGGAGAUGGUUACAAGUCUUGCAAGCCAAGUGGACCUGGCCGAUGCCAACUCAAUAAUGGAGGUUGCUGGCAUGAAACUCGAAAUGGACAUACUUACUCUGCCUGUGUGCCUUCUGAAGAGGGCAAGUGCACUUGCCCUCCGGGAUUCAAAGGCGAUGGUAAGAGUUGUGAAGAUAUUGAUGAAUGCAAAGACAAGACGGCCUGCCAGUGCCCUGAAUGCAGCUGCAAGAAUACCUGGGGUAGUUACGACUGCACUUGCAGUAAUGGCCUGUUGUAUAUCAGAGAUCACGAUACCUGCAUAAGUAAGAGAGCUACCCAAGUCAAAUCUGCAUGGGCUGCCGUGUGGGUCAUUUUGAUAGGAUUGGGCGUGGUUGCUGGUGGGGCAUAUCUCGUAUACAAAUAUAGGUUGCGGUCAUACAUGGACACGGAGAUCAGGGCCAUAAUGGCGCAGUACAUGCCACUCGACAACCAGAGCGAAAUUCCAAAUCACGUCAGUGAUAGCCGGGCUUGAGAGGCGUUCAUAUAAGUUCACACAACCGCGAGUCCUGCUGGAGAAGGAAACGCCCGAUCAUCAUUACUCCGUAUUCUUUUUUCAUAUUUUCGGAUAAUGAGGGAAUUACACAGUCACAUACUUGUCUCCAACGACAGUAGAUUAUUGUUUUUAAGAGUCAAAUAUGGACACAAUAAUGGUGGAACUAGUAAUCUUUUGUUGUCAUGUAACGCGACGAGUUAGGGAGUUUAGUGAAGGAACAAAAAUGGUGUUUAGUUCAUGCAUGCAUGCAGAUUGCAGCCAUGUAAAUGUUAUCUUGGAUGAAUGUUCCUCAUGCGUGCUUGAUCUUGAUUGAUGUAAGGGGAGUUAUAAUGCUACUUAAUUUGUACCCAUACAUUUUAGCAGUUGAAAUGAUGAUAGCUAGUCUUCCA
Molecule: messenger RNA, 2439 nt
Organism: Ipomoea nil (Japanese morning glory)
Lineage: Eukaryota; Viridiplantae; Streptophyta; Magnoliopsida; Solanales; Convolvulaceae
Product: vacuolar-sorting receptor 3-like
Exons: 12
Coding region: 140-2029 (629 amino acids)
Molecular function (GO): calcium ion binding
Source: RefSeq, a predicted model, not a curated record